UCGCCAUCUCAAAAUUCCAAUCUCAAUCUUCUCUCGCUAGCUAGCUACCCAGAACGACCUGAUCUCCUUCAUUGUCUCCGCCGCCCGCCACCGCGAACGGUACCGGAAACAACCAGUCUGCUGCACAUGGGAGAUCAUCAUCCGAAGUCGCCGAGGACAACAAAUAAUUUUUACAACGUCCUUGGGAUCUCCAGAGCCGCAACACUUGUCGACAUUUGCAAAGCGUACAAAUGCCUUGUCCGGAAAUGGCACCCUGAUCGGAAUAGUCUCAACCGCGAUGAAGCUCAGGCCAAGUUCACCUGCAUUAAUGAAGCCUAUAGGGCUCUUAGUAUGAAAAAGAGAGAAGAAGCGAGCAGGGGUUCGUGGGACGGGGAAGAGCAGAAAUCACCGAAAAAUUCGGAGCAGAAAUCACCGAAAAAUUCGGAGCAGAAAUCACCGAAAAAUUCGGAUCUAGAGGAGGAAGGCGGGGAGCAAGAGUUCGUGAUUUCCAGCCCCAGGCUCCUGUCUCGGACCACCAGCCGAAUCGCGCCGGAAAUUAGCCGGAAAGUGUCGAAGAGCGCCACCCGGAGGAGCAGGACGGCGACGCGGCAGGACUUUUAUACGCAUAUACAGAGAACGACGUCGGCAUCUUGGGCAGCUAGCAGCGGAGGAAACACCCCUUCGCCGCCGCGGCAGGACUUUUAUACGCAUAUACAGAGAACGACGUCGGCAUCUUGGGCAGCUAGCAGCGGAAGAAACACCCCUUCGCCGACGCGGCAGGACUUUCAUACGCAUAUACAGAGAACGACGUCGUCAUCUUGGGUACCUAGCAGCGGAGGAAACACCCCUUCGCCGACGCUUACUACCCCGACGGCGGACCUGAGCCUUCAUUCCAAGGUGACGGGCAAAAAAAACAGCACGCCGAUUAUCUACUCGCAGUCGAUUGCUCGGAGAAAGCCGCAGCCGGUGGAGAAGAAGCUGGACUGCACGCUGGAGGAGCUGUGCCAUGGACGAGUUAAGGUGGUUAAGAUUACAAGAGAGGUCAUUUCAAGCUCUGGGCUAAUUGUUCGAGAAGAGGAGUAUGUAACAAUAGUAGUGCAGCCAGGGUGGAAGAAGGGGACAAAGAUUACAUUUGAAGGGAAGGGAGAUGAGAGGCCAGGCAUGCUCCCAGCCGAUGUAAUCUUCUCUAUUGAAGAAAAGACACACCCUGUGUUCAAGAGGGAAGGUGAUGAUUUGGAGCUAGGAGUUGAGAUCCCUUUGGUGCAAGCUCUCACCGGCUGCACAAUAACAGUGCCCUUGCUGGGAGGUGAGAGCAUGACUCUGGAAUUGGAUGACAUCAUUUAUCCUGGAUAUGAAAUGACUGUCCCCGGCCAAGGCAUGCCUAAACCCAAGAAUCUUGAAGGCCAGAGAGGAGACCUUCUGCUCAAGUUUCUCGUCGACUUUCCUACAGAUUUGAGCGAUGAACAGAGAGCAGAAGCUGCAAGAAUACUACAAGAUUGUUGCUGAUGAGGUUAUUCCCCGGGGGGAUAUAGAGUUGUCCCUCCCGAAGGAUAAAAAUUUAACCGGGGAACUGGAUAGGGUGGGGGUUGAAGUAUAAUGUACAUCCAUGGUAGUUUUAGCU
Molecule: messenger RNA, 1600 nt
Organism: Ipomoea nil (Japanese morning glory)
Lineage: Eukaryota; Viridiplantae; Streptophyta; Magnoliopsida; Solanales; Convolvulaceae
Product: chaperone protein DnaJ 1-like
Exons: 3
Coding region: 127-1485 (452 amino acids)
Cellular component (GO): cytosol
Molecular function (GO): protein-folding chaperone binding
Source: RefSeq, a predicted model, not a curated record